This is a messenger RNA of Triticum aestivum (bread wheat), 675 nucleotides long. RefSeq lists its product as uncharacterized. The record is from RefSeq and is a predicted model, not a curated record. The transcript is spliced from 3 exons. The coding region runs from base 206 to 631 and encodes 141 amino acids. NCBI's taxonomy places the organism in Eukaryota, Viridiplantae, Streptophyta, Magnoliopsida, Poales, Poaceae.
CGCUAGAAACAGGCCGGGCGAUCGAUCUCCUGGUCGCCAUGCCUCAAAAAAAAAAAUCUCCUGGUCGCCGGUUCGUCGCCGCCGCCGGCUGUUCCUCACACUCUUGCGGAUCCUCGCGCCGACGCUACGUCAGCGACCAGUCCCUGCUAGCCCCCCACCCGAGCCUGCUUCGCCGCCCCUCGUCUCCAGACCAGCUCCGCCGGUGAUGGCGACCGAGCAGCCGUCGGAGAAGAAGAAGCCGCCGCCGGAGAAGAAGGCCCCGCUCCCCAAGGUGGUCACGCUCAACAAGGCGCUCAAGUUGGUCCAGACAUGGGUGGACGGAAUGAGUGCGCUGGAGCCGGAGGAACUGAACGAUAAAGAUUUCGAGGGUCGGCCGUCAGGGCUUGGUCUUGGUGCGAGAGUGGCGCCAAAUGCGAAGCGGGCAGCUCCCACUGAUCCAGUGGAGAGGAGGUUGCUCGGAAAGGUGAAUGCGCAGAAGAGGAAGUCUGCGGAGGAGGAUAAAAUAAAUACCCAGGGGGUGGGGGCGAGCGACGAUGAUAGCGGUGAGCCUCAAGGUAGAACCAGUGCUUGUAGCAAGAAGAGGGAAUUGCCUUCUGUUACAUCAAUGCCGCUAGGGAAGAAGGCCAAGUGACAGUUUUCUGUAUGCAUGAAAUACAUGGCUUGAUGUUCCAGUCA